AUGGAAGAAGGAACCAAGUGUGAAAUCGAUGCAGUCGCUACUUUGGUUGGCAAAUUUUUGCCAUUUUAUUACCCAAAUUUAAAGUUUGUAGAAGAAGGGGCGCAUGUUUUACACACUGACAACAAAUCAUUAGUACUUGUAUCGCCAGACGGAAGCCUAUCUCAAAUAGAAAUUAAUUCUACUAAAUCAGAAGUGACAAAACUUGCCUGUGAAUUCAAGUGUCCAUGUCCUACAGAUUAUAAAACACCUGUGCAUUAUGAAAUUCCACAAAGGUACAUUCCACAAAUACUAGGAGAAAUGGCUGCAUUGAUAACACCCGAUCUUCUUUAUUUGAGCUGGACAGAGGAAAGUACUAUUGUAAUUAAAGCCAAAUUUGAUGAGGAUCUGUGGAACAUUAAGGAAUCAGAAAUUAAAAAACUUGUAUGGCACUCCAAUACCGAGAAAACCUACCCGCAUUUCUGAUAACGUCAAGAAUAUAAAAUUAAGAAUGAAAAGCUACAACGACAACUUUACAGAAUUCUUGUGUGAGGUUCCGUCGUUGAAAGGGACGUGCACAGAAAUUGCACAAACUAUUCCGGAGUCGCCUUACUUGUUUCCCAUACAUAUCGAGACAAUCUCAAUCCCUUUAAAUAACAUGGAUAUAUUAUUUACAGAAAUAAUAUCGUCUUUACGCAAAGCCUUCGAGAUAUGUAGGAAGAAAGCUAGUGAAGUUCUAGUGUGGUUGUUAAGCGAUACAGAUCGUAAUUGGAAUGAGGAAAUCCCCCAUUCACUUCCCAUUGGUUAUGCUAUGAAAGGGUGUAGCUUGCCCACGUCGCCAAUGCGGAACAUGCACAACGCAAUGUUGCAGGCAUGUUAUGACAAAGACAUUCAUAUAGCCUGUAGCUGUUUUGAUAGCCAGUGGGUUAAACUGGCAACACGUGACGCAAGUGACAAGCCGCUUACAUUAUUACAAUUACAGAGAGACGUGAGUGAAAAGUCAAGAAAAACCAGUAGAGACGUAAUUCUGAACGAGUUGACACGAACCCCAAUUGCUCAGACUCUUGAAGAUUUGACAAUAGAUAAGAAAGACAAAGGAGGGUAUUAUGUUUCCUGUUCUCUCUAUUCGAAAAUCAUCAGAUGUUUUAUAAGUUACAAGCAGAUAA
This is a messenger RNA of Mytilus trossulus (common blue mussel), 1142 nucleotides long. RefSeq lists its product as uncharacterized. NCBI's taxonomy places the organism in Eukaryota, Metazoa, Mollusca, Bivalvia, Mytilida, Mytilidae. The record is from RefSeq and is a predicted model, not a curated record. Bases 1 to 462 code for a protein of 153 amino acids. The transcript is spliced from 2 exons.